Messenger RNA from Daldinia vernicosa, 813 nucleotides. RefSeq lists its product as uncharacterized. NCBI's taxonomy places the organism in Eukaryota, Fungi, Ascomycota, Sordariomycetes, Xylariales, Hypoxylaceae. The record is from RefSeq and is a predicted model, not a curated record. The coding region runs from base 1 to 813 and encodes 270 amino acids. The transcript is spliced from 3 exons.
AUGCAUUUCUCUACCUCUACUACCGCCGCUCUUCUUACCCUGUUGGGUUCCGCUGCUGCGCAGAAGGUCCACGUCGUUUCGGUUGGCACUCCCAAUGGCACUCUCAUCUUCAGCCCGGACAAUCUUAAGGCGGAUGUUGGCGAUAUGAUCCAGUUUCAGUUCCGAGGUGGCAACCACAGUGUAGCGCAGUCCAACUUUGACAACCCCUGCACGCCUAUCUCCGACCAUACCAACCAGACCGGCAUCUUCUCCGGCUACCAACCCGUCGCUGCCAGCAAGGCCUUGGGCACGAUUCCUACAUACACUGUCCAGGUCUCGGCCAAGACGCCCUUGUGGUUCUACUGCUCUCAGGGCAAGCACUGCCAAAACGGAAUGGUUAUGGUAGUUAACGAGAACACUUCGGCGAAUGCCACUCGAAGCUUGUCAAACUUCAAGGAGAUUGCUAAGGGAGCUGCCGCCAAUGUUGCCCCCACGAUAACUACUGGCGGUUCCUCGGGCAAUGGUACUUCUUCCGGCGGCUCGGACUCUGGUUCAGGAUCAGGAUCUGGUUCCGGUUCAGGUUCGGGAUCCGGAUCCGGUUCUGGCACUGACGCUGGAACUGGUGCAGAUGCCACCGCCACACAAUCCUCGGCUCCUGUGGCAUCAGCUACAUCCAGCACCUCUGCGAUCCCGACCGCUGCCGCAAACAUCGUUGGUGCUUCCAGCUCGAUGGGUCUCCUUGGUCUGUCUUAUUACUAUGGUUUAAUGACGGGAGGCGGCGAGUCGCGCGGCGCCCGCGCAGACUUUAAGUCAAUAAUAUCGCGAGGGGGAUAA